Molecule: messenger RNA, 660 nt
Organism: Antrostomus carolinensis (chuck-will's-widow)
Lineage: Eukaryota; Metazoa; Chordata; Aves; Caprimulgiformes; Caprimulgidae
Product: mitogen-activated protein kinase 14
Exons: 8
Biological process (GO): protein phosphorylation
Molecular function (GO): protein kinase activity; ATP binding
Source: RefSeq, a predicted model, not a curated record
CCUUUGACACAAAAACUGGGUUGCGUGUGGCUGUAAAGAAGCUGUCCCGACCAUUUCAGUCUAUCAUCCAUGCCAAAAGGACCUACCGAGAGCUACGACUGCUUAAGCACAUGAAACAUGAAAAUGUGAUUGGUUUGUUGGAUGUGUUCACCCCUGCGAAGUCACUAGAAGAAUUCAAUGAUGUGUACUUGGUGACACACCUUAUGGGAGCAGAUCUGAACAACAUUGUGAAAUGCCAGAAACUCACCGAUGACCAUGUGCAGUUCCUCAUAUACCAGAUUCUUCGGGGACUGAAGUACAUCCAUUCAGCUGACAUAAUACACAGGGAUUUAAAGCCUAGUAACUUAGCUGUAAAUGAAGACUGUGAGCUCAAGAUCCUGGAUUUUGGCUUGGCCCGACACACAGAUGAUGAGAUGACCGGGUAUGUGGCUACCCGGUGGUACAGGGCUCCUGAGAUCAUGCUGAACUGGAUGCAUUACAACCAGACAGUUGAUAUUUGGUCAGUGGGAUGCAUUAUGGCUGAACUGUUGACUGGAAGAACGUUGUUCCCUGGUACAGACCAUAUUGAUCAGUUGAAGCUCAUUUUGAGACUCGUUGGAACCCCAGGGCCUGAGCUUUUGAAGAAAAUCUCCUCAGAGUCUGUGAGUUUACACUUUGAUU